Menidia menidia (Atlantic silverside) is the source of this 1130-nucleotide messenger RNA. The record is from the annotation of a GenBank genome assembly. Lineage: Eukaryota; Metazoa; Chordata; Actinopteri; Atheriniformes; Atherinopsidae.
GUGAUCUCACCUCCUCUCCACCCCUCCUAUCUAUCCGCUGCUGCCAGCCUUUUUCUCCCCCCCCCCCGAAAAAAAAAAAGAGAAAAGAAAAAAGAGCGCAAUCCGCGAGCGGCGGUAGAUCGGCGAGGCGCUCCUCACCGGUGGAUAUUUUUUUUCCCCCGACCUGGACCGCUACUGCUGCUGCUGACCGCCAGAGUCCAGCCAUGGAAGAACUUACGGCGUUCGUGUCGAAGUCGUUCGACCAGAAGAGCAAGGAGAGCAGCAAGGAGAGCAUCACGUACCGGGAAGUUUUGGAGAGCGGGUUGACGCGGGCGCGCGAGCUGGGCAGCCCGGACGCGAGCCUGCAGGACAUAACGGACUCCGGCCACUGCCCCGUCCAUCUGUUCAAGGACCACGUCGAGCUGGAGAAGGAGAAACUCAAGGACUUUAGCGUGUCCAGGGCGACAGAGGGGAUAUACGAGUGUAAGGAGAAGAAGGAGGACGUGAAAUCGGAGGACGAGGACGCGCAGGGCAAACUGAAGCAGCGGCGGAGUCGCACCAACUUCACCCUGGAGCAGCUCAACGAGCUGGAGAGGCUCUUCGACGAGACGCACUACCCGGACGCCUUCAUGCGGGAGGAGCUGAGCCAGCGGCUGGGCCUGUCCGAGGCAAGAGUGCAGGUUUGGUUCCAGAACAGAAGAGCAAAAUGUCGAAAACAAGAAAACCAGAUGCACAAAGACAUCUUUCCCUUCUCCCCAGGUGUGAUUCUGGGCAGCGGCAGUCAUCUGGACGCGUGCAGAGUAGCUCCCUAUGUCAAUAUGGGCGCCCUCCGAAUGCCUUUCCAACAGGUUCAGGCCCAACUCCAGCUGGACGGGGUCACCCACUCCCACCCUCACCUGCACCCCCACCUGGCCGCUCAUGCCCCCUACCUGAUGUUCCCGCCCCCUCCCUUCGGACUACCAAUCGCGUCGCUCGCCGACUCGGCCUCCGCGGCGGCGGCGGUGGCGGCCGCCGCCAAAAGCAACAGCAAGAAUUCCAGCAUCGCCGACCUGCGACUCAAGGCAGGACUUCUGCGGGGCCAGUGGCUCAGUCCACUCCAGGCACAGAUCACAUCCCAAGGACCGUACAAACACAUGUGGAUGUCUGUGUGA